AUGAGUCAUAAGGGGACCGUUUUGCCUGAAACCAAACGUCACGUGACGUCUCUCCAAAGGGGGCGUGGUGACGCUUACUUGUCUCGACAGGUAAGAGGAACCAGGAUACAAAAAGCCAUGGUGUUCCGCUCAACCUACUGACAGGCAAACAAAUAGCUGUAAUAAGACAGUUUGUCCCUACUAAUUCAGGGUUUAACUUAUUAUCGAUAAAAACAAAAUGUACCAAUCUUGACUGUUCCUGAAAAUGAAAGUACGCUAACCAGGCUCGGAUACAAGGAUGUCAACACAACAGGUAAAUAUGAACCAGCUGUUUCAGGAAGUUAAAACGUAGACAAUAUAAAGACCUUAUUUUUAUGCUUGUACGCUCUUCUUUGAGAAUUCCUCGGUUAUAUCUUUUCCUUUCGUACAUAUAAAUCAAACGCAGAUGUGAAAAUGUGUUGACGUCCUCCUCUUCAGGUGUGUGGAAGUAAACGGGCUGACAUGUUUUCGUUAUUUUCUUCUCGGAUGAUGAACUCAGGGUUACAUCACACUGUGGGCUUGUUGAGAUUGACUACUAUCACUUAACCUUCAAAGCAUCACAUCUACUUCAGAGGGGAGAAAUGUUCAAACACUUUCACAUAAAAUACACUUGAUGUUAGGACGCUCCGAUCAUGUUUCUAUUGCACAGUGCUAACAAUCCUACUGAUCAAACUUGAAUCAAAAAGAUUUACAAAUUCACUUUCACUCCCAAAACUUUGUGGAGUUAAAGAUUUAUGUUUGCAGGUAUGGGCUAAAGCUGAAUUUGGCUUUACAUUUUAGUGCAUUGGUUGUUUUUUCCUGCAUUUUUUCUAGUAGGGGAGAGUGGGGUAAGAUGAGCCAUUUUUGAUAUUAAGGAUCACUACAUCAAGGUAAUCAUAGUUUUGUCUCCAACCAGUGUAUCUGCAUAUAUUUCAAAAUGUUGUGCAUCCCUGCAAACCAACAGAAUGAGUGUAAACAUAACUGUCUUGAUAAUAUAGCAUGCCAAAAAAAGUGGUCUCCUAUGGUCAACUUACCCUACCCCUAUCGCUCCCACUCUCCUCCCCAGACCUCCCUCACCUUCUCUCUCCCUAACCCUCCUCCUGUGUUAGGGUCUGAACCACUUAAAAUGAGCUUUUUUUGCAUCAAGACUUUUUGACUUUGUCAGGAACCUCUAUUUCAACAAAAUGAAAUUAAAAAAUUAAAUUGACUAAAUUAUAAAAUGCUCUUAUUAAAAUUACAGCACUUGUCAUGUUGGGGUCGCUGUUGACCCGGUUAGAUCAAUAUCUAAUAAUCAGAGCAAAAACUUUAAUCACAAGUGUCCUGUCAGGCACCACACUGACAGUCAGAUCCUCUUCCAAUCAUGUGAGAUUUCAUUCUCAUUUUGCCAUGUUUUUCCCUGCACAAAAAACAACGUCGGACAUGUGAGUAUAUUCAGUAUAGAUGUCUGUGUGAGGGGUAUACUGACAAAGAAACACCCAGAGGACCACAACAAAAACUAUUAUAAGCAAUAUUUUCAUGAAUAAUGAAGCCUAACGAUUUAACCUAGAGAUGAGAACCAAACUGGAUGAUAGAGAAUUGUUUUUAGUGUAAUUCACAGCUGAUUUAAGACACAGGUCAAAACCGACCAUUAACAUGGUGGGUGCGUAGUGAAAGCUAACACAGGAGGAAGGCUAGAUAACAGUCACUUCUUCACAUUAAUGCGUAUUUUUAUCAUUUAUUAUACACUAUUCAACUGGUACAAUAAUUCUUUUUAUUAUUGUAUAUAACUGCUAAAAAGCGGUUUUGCUCAUAGAUACAAUUGAUGUAUAAAACAAAUUUAAAAUGAUCUUUUUGGUCUGAAUACAAUUCUAAUAAAACUUAUGACAGACUAAAUUCCCUUUUAAGAGUGAAAUCUUUUUUUUUUUUUGUAAAUAAAUGUCUAACCCCUUCACCCAUGUACUUGUAACCUUCACAGACUCCAUGAAUUGAUGCCCAUCUUCUAAAUAUUUGGUCACAUGAUCAAUUUCUUUUACCAUUUCCAAGCAACAGGGGGUGGCUCAACUUACCCCACUCUCCCCUAAGUAAAACGUCUUGCACUGAUUUCUUUUUUCUUCAACAAAAUGGUUGUAAUUAUCAGGAGUAAAAAAAUAACUACUGGGUGACCUGUUGAAGAAAAAACAAUGUCAAAUGCUCAGAGUGAGGUGAUAACACCUGUGUCACUUCAAUCACAUCUCAUCGCUGUUUUCAUAUGUAACACCUCCUCAACGGUGUGAUGAAUCGUCCCUGUUGGAUUUUUUACUUUCUAGCCUCCCUCCAUGUGCAUCCUUAUUAUCACUUCAAACACUCUCCUCCUAACAUUACCUGUGAUCUUAUGCACAGCUCUGACUUUAAAGAUAUAGCCCAGUGAUCUGUCAUUGUCAGAAAUGCUUUCGUUUCCCUGCUUUGGCCGGUUGAUUCACACCCCCGCUGUUAAGCUUUUGGGGUCGUACACCAACAUGAUCCAUAACACACCGCUGUUCAGUUGUCAUAUCUGCUGCCCGUAUUUCCUUUUUAUCUGAGCCACACAUCAUGAACCGAGCUGUUAGCUUUAUGGGCUCUUUAACUACCCCACUGUUAGAUCUUAUUGGAUUCAUUUGUCUUUUUAGGCCGGGUUAAGGCUUCACCCUGGGAUUAUUGCAUCUGUGGUCUUUGUCUCUGUGGCGGCGAUCGUUGCUGCCGUAUUGAUCAUCCGAAAAUACUGCUUUCCAGUCAAGUAAGCAAACAAUAUUAAUGAGUCUUAAUGAGUUGAUUGAAAAUUCACAGUGCUGUAAAACGCUUUCCACCACCCAGCCUGUCACGUCUCUUUAUUUUCAGCGAGGCAACAUACAGAUACUCGGUGCUGAGGCGGCUGGAGGAGCAGGGUUCAGCGGUGACAGAAGACGACAGGGGGCCAGACACAGUAGGGGAAGAGUCAGACGAGGUCAGCCCAUCAUGGCUUCCUUGAUUGUAGCUUUUCACUGUCAUCCAUCCUACAGUACACGUUGACACAGCUGUAACCUUCCUCGUCACAUCACAUGUCAUUUGUAACUUCCUGUUUUUGCUUUGUGACAGGAUCUGCUGGAAUAA
Xyrichtys novacula (pearly razorfish) is the source of this 3081-nucleotide messenger RNA. Lineage: Eukaryota; Metazoa; Chordata; Actinopteri; Labriformes; Labridae. The record is from the annotation of a GenBank genome assembly.